This is a messenger RNA of Nymphaea colorata (pocket water lily), 2023 nucleotides long. RefSeq names its product protein JINGUBANG-like. Gene Ontology annotation, molecular function: protein binding. The record is from RefSeq and is a predicted model, not a curated record. The transcript has a single exon. Bases 139 to 1524 code for a protein of 461 amino acids. Lineage: Eukaryota; Viridiplantae; Streptophyta; Magnoliopsida; Nymphaeales; Nymphaeaceae.
GACCAAUCAAAGGAGAUCAGAAUAAGGAUAGAUUAAGAAGAAGGGAGCACCACCAUCGCCACCAACAUUGUUCCUCUUUCUGUUCUUGAGGGUUUUGAUUUGGCAUCUUUGAGCGACGAGGAAAACAGGCAAGCGAUAAUGGCGGUGACGCAUCACGUCGACAAGGGCUCGCCCCCUCGGCCCAUGACCUUUGGCAGCUUUCUCCAAUCCGAACAGGCCACCGCUGAUGAAUACUUCGACCCCCGCCAGACCAACUCCCCCGCCUCCAGCACCGCCAGCUUCUCCGACCGCGCCGCCAUCGCCGCAGAAGGCUCGCCCUAUGCUAUGUCCCCGUGGAACCAGACGGCCUCUCCCUACACCAAGUCCCCCUGGGUAUACUCCUCGCCGGUAAUGCCUUUCUCCGAGGAGGCCACCUUCCGAGGAGGGGACGGGCUCAUCGGUUCCUUGGUGCGCGAGGAGGGCCACGUCUAUUCGUUGGCAGCGUUCGGCGAGCUCCUUUACACUGGCUCGGAAAGCAAGAAUAUCCGGGUGUGGAAGAACCGGAAAGAGUUCGGAGGUUUCAAGUCGAGCAGCGGGUUGGUGAAGGCCAUUGUCAUCGCCGGAGAUCGGAUCUUCUCCGGACACCAGGACGGGAAGAUCCGAGUUUGGCGAAUGUCUAGCCGGAACCCGGGGGUGCACAAGCGAGCCGGAAGCCUCCCCAUGAGGAGGGACAUCCUCCGCUGCUCGUUCAAUCCCAACAACUACGUAGAAGUCCGGCGCCACCGCACCGCUCUCUGGAUCAGGCAUCACGACGCCGUCUCCUGCCUCUGCCUGGACGAAGAGCAAGGCCUUCUUUACUCCGGUUCGUGGGACAAGACCCUCAAGGUGUGGCGCCUCUCCGACUCCAAGUGCAUCGAAUCGAUCAACGCCCACGACGACGCGCUGAACUCCGUCGUCGCCGGCUUCGACGGGCUUGUAUUCACUGGCUCCGCCGACGGCACCGUGAAGGUGUGGCAGAGGGAGAAGCAAGGGAAGGCAACGAAGCACGCCUUCCUCCAGACGCUGCUCAGCCAGGACUCCGCGGUCACGGCGCUCGCCUUGAAUGCCUCGGGCUCCGCCCUCUACAGCGGAUCGUCCGACGGGCUGGUGAAUUUCUGGCACCGGCAGAAGCUGCUGUCGCACGGCGGCGUCCUGCGAGGUCACAAGCUCGCCGUGCUCUGCGUCGCCGCCGCCGGAAGCCUCGUCUUCAGCGGCUCCGCGGACAAGAACAUCUGCGUAUGGAGGCGCGAAGGCCUGUCCCACUCCUGCCUCUCCGUCCUCCAGGGCCAUGCCGGCCCCGUCAAGUGCAUAGCCGUGGAGGCCGACGCCGGCAGCGACAACGAUGACGACGACCGGCGGUGGACAGUCUACACCGGCAGCCUCGACAGGUCGGUCAAGGUGUGGAGAGUCAGCGAGAUCGGCCUCGCCCAGGCCCAGCCGACGCCGGCACCUCGGUUCGCCCCCAGCCCUUGGCCGAGCCGUGGCCGAGCCCAGCCCAUUCGGUGAAGGGGAUCUCAAUUCUCAUACCAUUCAACUACGUCGAUCCAGAUCCGCAUUCAUUUUUCCCACAACCAAUACAGGGGAUGGUCCACUUAAGACCGGGUCCGGAUUCGUUUAGUGCCUUGAUGAAGGCUUUGUAUUAAUUUUUCAACCAUUACCGCAGAUUGCUGAACCUUGGGUUCGGAUUCUUUUUCCCAAACCACAAGGAGCAAAGACAAAAAAAAAAAGGUGUGAAAGAUCGGAUUCUUUUUCCCAAACCACAAGGAGCAAAGACAAAAAAAAAAAGGUGUGAAAGAAGGACCAAGGACUACUGCUCCAUUCAUGGUUAGCAGGUUUGGAAGUUAAGACAUGCAUUUUCUCUGUAUUUUUGGCCAUGCAACGAAGAAAUUGAAAAGGACAUGUUUAGAAAUUAAGGUAAGGAUUUAAUAUUCACAUGUAUCAAGUGGAUCUUGCAAUCAUUGUAUAGAAAUGUCAUGGAAAAGUUUCGUGUUUGCAUUGUGUUUUA